Molecule: messenger RNA, 1278 nt
Organism: Ostreobium quekettii
Lineage: Eukaryota; Viridiplantae; Chlorophyta; Ulvophyceae; Bryopsidales; Ostreobiaceae
Source: the annotation of a GenBank genome assembly
AUGCACACCACCACGGGACGUCCCCUUGCCCCUCGAGGCGUCACGUCGCCUCUCAACUGUCGGCUUCCUGGGGUCCGCUUGCGCUGCCCGCCACGAGGCUGCACGACAGGGCGACAAGCAACAUUUGGCCCUGCCGAUGUUGAGUCUCUAAUUCCAGACACCCUGGAGGACAUGGCCCAAGACGCAGAAUUUCAGAGGACUGCUGAGCGCCUGCGCCGCGAGGGGCAGGCUGCAUUGACACGGGAGGAGAGAAUGAAGCGUCAGAGAUCACUGGACAACCUGGGUGUGCCGUCGUUCUACAAAAUGGUGCAGGAUGGCGGGGUGACCACCCUGAAGCGGUCACCAGCAAAGAUAUUUCAGCUGAACAUUGGGUUGUAUUGCAACCAAGCCUGCACACACUGCCACGUUGAGAGUUCCCCCAAGAGGACUGAGAUGAUGAGCAAAGAGACUGCAGAUCGCUGCAUCGAGCUUUUAAAGUCAUGCCACACAGUCAACACUCUGGACAUAACUGGAGGGGCUCCAGAACUGAAUUCGCAGUUCAGGUAUCUUGUCAAGGAGGCUGCUGAACUUGGGAUUGACAUCAUUGACCGCUGUAACUUGACAGUGCUCCUGGAACCUGGCCAGGAAGAUUUGCCACAGUUCCUGGCAGAUCACAAGGUCCAUGUUGUUGCAUCACUGCCGUGUUACAGCGAAAAGAAUGUCAACAAGCAGAGGGGUGCAGGUGUCUUUGAGAGGAGCAUUUGGGGCUUGCAGGCACUGAAUCGUCUGGGCUAUGGCCAGGAGGGCACCGGGCUGAAUCUUGAUCUUGUGUACAAUCCUGGUGGGCCAUCCCUGGCCCCACCACAAGCCACCCUGGAGGCAGCUUACAAACAGGAAUUGAUGGACGCCCAUGGAAUAGAGUUCAACAGGUUGUUUUGUCUCAACAACAUGCCCAUCAAAAGGUUUGCAGACUUCCUCAUACGCCGUGGCAAGCUGGAUGAGUACAUGCAGCUGCUGCUGGACAAUUUCAACCCUGCUGCAGCGGAGGGCUUGAUGUGUCGUGACACUGUCAAUGUUGGAUGGGAUGGCAGGAUCUACGACUGCGACUUCAAUCAGCAGCUGGAGAUUGGGGCCAUGCGACAUGGUGAAAACGGUAGCAAAAACGACUCGAAGGGGCCUGUGACUGUCUUCAACAUAACGUCACUUGAUGAACUCACCGGGGGGCCCAUUGCAUGUGACAAUCAUUGCUUUGGAUGCACCGCUGGAGCUGGAUCCAGCUGCCAAGGGGAAACUGUAUGA